CCCUCGCCGUUUCCCUGCCCUUUCGGUUUAAUUGAACUCCCGUCAUGGCGGCAGCUGUCGGCUCGGCCUCGCUCCCCGCCACCGCCUCUCGCUUCGCUCUGCUCCGGGUGGAGGGUGACUCGUCCGAUUCAGAUUCAGACUCUGGGCGGAAUAACAGCGCCGGCAUUGGGAAAAGUCCCCGAGCUGGAGCAGCCAAGAAGAAUAACAGCGCCCAGGCCGGGGCCGGGGCUGGGGGCGGCGAGAAAAAGAAACAGAAAAGGAAGAAGAAGAAAGAGCAACAGCAAAGCGAAGCGAAUGAGCUAAGAAGUCUAGCCUUUGGAAAAAAUAUUUCAAAAUCCUGUUCUGUUGCUGCUCCCGGUGUGAAUACUGGAUCUUUCCAGUCAGAGCAAUUCCUGAACAGCCAGAAUCUACCAGUAGCAGAGGGUGAGAAGUGGGAGCAGUGGAGAGAAAAGGAUGAACAGCUGACAAGUGAAUUAUAUGAAGCAGACCUCCAAAAAGCUUUACUGAUUAGCAAGUUGGAAUAUGAGGAGCAUAAGAAUUGUUAUGCUAAUAAUACUUCUGUCAAAACAAAAGGACCUAGUAGAAAAGAAAAAAGAAAACACCUUCAGGGAAAAGAUAAACCAGCCACAGUUUCAUUAAAAGAUUUUCAAACUGAUCCUGGAAACUGUUCCACUCAUUACAAACAUUGUGACCUGACAAACAAAAAAUCUGAGGAGCCAAAAUUCUUGCAUGCAACAGCAGAAGAGGAUAGCUUCUUUAAUAAGCUAGAAGAAGAUGCAAGUAAAAUAUUGUUGAUGGAGAGAAGAAAACAAUUAUCAAGUUCAAAUGGACUGGACAUCACUACACAAGAGAGUCAAGAUGCUAUUUCCAAUAAUGCAAGAACUGAACACUUAAAAGAUAAACUGGAAAAGAAAGAUCUGAAAAUUCUUCAGUUGAAACAAACUGUUGUGCAGUGGGAAGCAAAAUAUAAAGAAGUAAAGGCUAGAAAUGCUCAGCUUUUGAAGAUGCUACAAGAAGGUGAAAUGAAAGAUAAAGCAGACAUACUUUUGCAAGUUGAUGAACUUUUAACUAUCAAGGAUGAACUAACUUCACAGGUUACUGGUCUACAUGCAGCUCUGGAACAAGAAAAAUCAAAAGUCAAGCUACUGCAGGCAGAGUUAACAAAAUAUCAGGGAGGCAAGAAAGGGAAGAAAAUAUCUGAAUCUGAUCACUGAAGAUCGCAGCAUUUACGUACUGUGAAGCCCAGGGCAAAAAAAACCGCAAAAGUAAACUUCCUUCAGGGUGCCAUCAUAGAAGUUUCUAGCUCUUUCAUAACCAUUGGAUCUUACAAUUGAUUUAUUUUGCAGUUAUUUAAAAUUUUGUGAAAGCUCUUCUCACCUCGCACCAAGGGGGGAAAAGAAUCUUACUUUGUUAGACUUUCUUUUGAUGGAGCUGUCAUGGUACUGAUAGCUGAUUGAUGUUUUUGGUGCUUAACUUCUACUUUAGUGCUACCGAGAUUUAAAGUAAUGUCUAAAGAAUUUUCUUGUUUUUCAGAAGUUAAUUUUGAUUUGUGAUUAAUGACUUGUGCUUUAGACAGGGUUUCCUGUCUAUUAAUAAGUGAGAAAAUUGUUUACACCAUCUUCUAUCAGCUGUAUGUGACUGUUGAGUGUCCAAUUUGACAAACUAAAAAUGUGCAAAAUGGUGUGAGGUUGCAAAGUGUGGUGCGGUACUGUUUUUUAACCUCACGAGAGCCAACUUAGACAAGAACAAGAAAGGUUGCGAGAGUGGGUAAGGUGAGAGGGAAAUAAAUAAUUUUGAGCAAAAUUACUUUGUGGCUUCAGUGGAGUUUCCAUUCAUUACUCCAAAGUGUAAAAGGAAUGGAAAACUGGUCAUCCAGUGAAGGGGGUGAUUGAGGAAUAUUUUCAGAAUAAUAUAGGGAGGAUUCGACCUCGUGGUCCUUGCUAUAUUUGAUCCUAGUGCUAAAUGGAAAAAUAUUCGGUUUCCCAGCAAUUCUUACCUUGCUUAUGAGCAUGUACAAAAUAAAAGGGCAUUUGUAAGUAACCCAGGCUUUGUUUUUGAAAUACAAAAUAGUUCCAUUUUGGUGAUCGGUAUUGAAGCAUGUUAAAAUGCCAAACUUUUCAUACCAAUAAAUUGCAAUAAAGUUUAAUUCACUCAA
Molecule: messenger RNA, 2155 nt
Organism: Carcharodon carcharias (great white shark)
Lineage: Eukaryota; Metazoa; Chordata; Chondrichthyes; Lamniformes; Lamnidae
Gene: gkap1
Product: G kinase anchoring protein 1
Exons: 12
Coding region: 45-1214 (389 amino acids)
Biological process (GO): signal transduction
Cellular component (GO): Golgi apparatus
Source: RefSeq, a predicted model, not a curated record